Molecule: messenger RNA, 2633 nt
Organism: Stegostoma tigrinum
Lineage: Eukaryota; Metazoa; Chordata; Chondrichthyes; Orectolobiformes; Stegostomatidae
Exons: 8
Coding region: 780-1631 (283 amino acids)
Source: RefSeq, a predicted model, not a curated record
UGGGGCGCUGUGACGCUACAUUGCGAUCCUCCCAACGCAGUUGAGGGCAGGAGAUCGCAUACCUGAACAUUUGUACUUCAAGAGUGAACAUUAACAAUUUUUUUAAAAGUUCUUGAAUCGAUGAAGGUGCAAGGGGAAAGAAAAACUCUCCAACUUGAUAAUAAAGAAUGUUGUUGGAUGGGCCAUCUUGUGCAGCAUUUGCUGUGCUCGUUGGCGUGGUCCUCCCAGCUAUUUCCUGGAUGUGGUUGCUAGGGAAGACGUGGCCCAGUUGCUAGGGGAGGCAGGGCCCAGUUGCUAAGGGAGGCACGAUCCAGUUGCUAAGGGAGGCAAGAUCCAGUUGCUAGGGGAGGCAAGAUCCAGUUGCUAGGGGAGGUAGGGCCCAGUCGCUAGGGGAGACGUGGCCCAAUUGCUCCGGGAGACUGGGCCCAGUUGCCAAGGCAACCUCUCCAUCCUUUUUAUUGACAAAGAACAAAUCCACGGCCAGUUGAUGCAUUCACAACAUUUUUUUUUAAAAAUCAGGUUUUAUCCUUCUUUUGCAAAGAUCUGUAUCAGAGGCAGUCAAUACCUUGUUGUAAUUGAAAGCAAACAGGGUUCCGGUCAAAAGAAUUAUUAAUUUUGGGCAACUUGCAUUUGGGAAAUAAAUGAAACUCACCUUGUGAAGGUACCGGGAUUUUAAAAAUUCGAAGAAAAUGCUUUUGGGCGUGUGAUUCUGCAACCCUGGAACUUUUCUUCCCUCAGUUUCAUUUUUCUACCUCGCCCUACAGGCAGGAUUGAUCAAUAUGAGUUCGGCCACGGAGAACCAGACAAGUGGGGUGAAGAAGAUUCAAGAAUUCCUCGCUGAUUUGGUGGUACUGGGAUCACUGCAGGGUUUCCGAUACUUCCAGCCCUGGUUGCGGGGUCGCGAGGAGUUGCUGCUGACUGUGGUGAAUGAGGAUUCCAGCUGGCAAUCGGCUAGUUUUCCCAGGAGUCUGGUGAAUUCCUGCAAUGAGGGUGUUGGAGUGGCCGAGUUGCCCUGUGCUGACCAAUCUCUGUUGACGUCACUUCCAUCACAGAAGAGAAUGAGCAGCUGUGGGCACACCGACACAGGAUUGCCACCAGCAUCUCCCUGUGAUCGGGAAAUUGCACUCCCAGAGCUGAACUGUACCCUCUUCCUCCUGGCCUGCUACGCCAAGUACCAGUGCCCCUAUGUGUGGAUCCGAUCCAACCACGAACGUCUUAUUAAAGCCACGAGUGGGAACCGGGCAUCCAAGGACAGUCCUCUGAAGCUGAACUCCACUCGGGAUUGGUGCCGGAGCGGUGGACAGAUUUGGGAGAUUGUGGCUGAGCUGGUGGAGCUCUGCACCUGGCCGACACCGUCGAACCCCUUCACCCUGGACAUAAGGUACUUUGAGUCUCUGCCUCUAAUCGAGAGGUUCCUGGCUUCGGGGGCCAUGGCUGACUUCCUCCAGAGGAUUGUGAUUCAUGGAAACCGAGAAAAGUUCUAUUACACCAAAGUUUUGGAUGAGCUGGAAACCCUGAACCGAUUUCACGUUAAGGCUCUCCACGAGAUGCGGAAACAAAAGCUGAGAGAGACGGAGGGUGAAGCAGACAACGAAGACCCGAUGGACAGCAGCUUAUCCAGUGGCAAGUGACUGGGGUAGCGUUACCGCUCCUCCAAAACUCAGGAACAAAUCCAGCCAAGAGUAGUGUAGGCAAGUAGACUAACUGGGUAAAGGGAGGGUCGUGGGGGUUGGGCCAUGGAGUUGGGAAUGGGAACUGACUGUAUUUAAUACCCUGGGGCUUGGGUGCAGUUGAAAUGCUGUGUGCAGGGAGGGGAGGGACACAAGAUUCUCAGCUCAAUCCUCGCCCUAAUGUAGGGAAUGCCUGUCUGAUGGGGGAGUGCAGGCAGUAGCAAUAUAGACCAUUCAAUACAGGCUUACCAUUGCAAACGCUGAGAGAAAGGGGGAGAUGUCAGAGGGUGGGAGAUGGAGAGAGCAACUGAUUGAGGGAGGCGAGACAGAGGGAGCGGAUGACAGAGAGGCUGGAGAUGAAGGGAAUGACCCAGGGAUGGGAGAUUGCAAACAUGAGUAACUAAUGGAGGGAGCGACUGCCCAACAGGUGGGAGACUUGCCAAGGUAUUGGAGUUGUAGGGAAAGUCCAUCCAGGCAGAUGGAAGGAGAGCCAUUGUAUUAAACUGUGGAAGCUAAUCGCUGAGAUUCUGAAUCACAAGCGACAUUUCUGAUCGGGUUUUGCUCUUCCAGUGGACAUACGGUCUGAGCUGAAGGUCCCAAGUGAGCUGGUCGCCAGUUGAGUUCAGCACCAGGCUCCAAUGCUCUCGAGAAAAGCCGGGGAGGGGGUGGGGGAUGUCGGACAAUGAGACUGGAAUUGUGACCAUUCAAUGGGCUAGAAAUGGGCAAAUAUACUGCAGUCACUCACUUCUCACCUGAAGAGGGGCAAUUGGAUGAGGUCAGCUGCUGUGGAACUGGAGCAAAGAAGAAUCCGAGCUGUCAGAGGAAUGCGGGUAGAAAUGAGCAGAGCUCACACACAGUGCCUCCCCCAUUUGAUAGUCCUUAGCUCUGCGCGUGUGCACACCUUUUCAGUAAUUGGCAUUGAUUCAGCCUUUGUGGACUUAUUCUAAUAAAGAUCUUCCCUGU